Molecule: messenger RNA, 3767 nt
Organism: Folsomia candida
Lineage: Eukaryota; Metazoa; Arthropoda; Collembola; Entomobryomorpha; Isotomidae
Exons: 11
Coding region: 349-1830 (493 amino acids)
Source: RefSeq, a predicted model, not a curated record
UAAAUGCUGAAAUAAAUAAAUAACGGAAAGCUGGUUGUUCUUGGAGGGAUAAAUCAGCAAAUAAUUAUUGUUCCCUGUCGACACUGCUAUGAGCUAUGCGCUAUGUGCCAUGUCACCAUUAUUUAUAUAUCCAUAACACAACAAUUGAGAAGCACAAGAGACCUUCAGCCCUUCAUUUAAUGAAUAAACAUUCCCACGCAGGUUGCAGUCACUGUUUGACCAUUUCCUCGAUAACAUACUUUGCAUAGUUGGUUGCUUGCUGUCUCCCGGCGCAGUUGGUUGGUGUUCGUUCAGGGAAUGAUUUAGUUUGCAUUUUUGAAAAAAAACUGUGUAAAUUUGAAGAAAACAAUGGUGUCGUAUAGUUUUCAAGGAGUGGUGACCACGAUCCUCGUGGUGGUGAUUAGUGUAAUUUUGCUAAGUGUGGAAGCCCAUGUGACGCUAACAUUUCCACCAGCGAGGAAAUUGGAUAUCGAUUUUUUGAAUAAUUUCUGGACAAAGCCGCCCUGCGGUCAACCGAAAGGUUCAACCAGAACGACACUGGCUGCAGGUUCUUCAUUCAAUGUGAACUGGCAGUUAGGUUAUUCUCAUAUUGGUGGAUACAGGAUUGAACUGCUGGACAAUAAGGAACAAAAACUUAUGGAUUUGACCGUAACUAAUUCUCCUGAUGGAUUCGUGCAAGGAAAUGCGACGGCACAAUGGCAGAAGAUUUACCUCCCUCAAAAUUUUGUCUGUCGAGAUUGCACAAUCCGCCUGUUACGACAGGUCAAGUCGUUCGAUCCCAACUUUAACUUUUGGUCAUGCGCCGAUGUCGACAUCGUAAAUCCGACGCAGUACACGGAAAACUGUCAUAAUCGGGGACGACUUGUGGGUGACAAGUGUCGGUGUGGGGAUGGAUACUGGGGGAAAAUUUGUCAGUUCAAGGACGAAUGUGGGACUGAUUCUCAAUGCGGGGGGCCUUCGAGGGGGAAAUGCUUGUACAUGGGGGGCUCCAACCUACCAAGGAGACAAUGCUUCUGUAAAAACGGGUACCACGGGGAAGGAUGCAAUCUAAGGAAUAAUGCCCCUCUUCCCGUCCCCACGCAUUCCCUUAAUUUGACAGCUCACUCACUGCAAGUUCUUUCAAACAGGAUGCUCAUGUAUUACAGAAUACUGCCGAAUUCGUUUUCAUCGAAAGAUACAGAAAUUGAAAUAGUGCUGCUCGUCAAUGGAACGUCGUACGCAGGGGUGGGAUGGAGACCGCUAAAUUUGGGACCACUUUGCAAAAGUUGGCCAUUUAUUCCGGAAGCGUUGGAUGAAAAUGCUAACACGAUUGAUACAUCAAACAAGAAUCGGCGUCAAAGUGGAAUUGUUGGUUCUCCGUGGGCUGCACAAGACGCCUUUUCCGCCAUGGACUGCACCGAUAUCAUCAUUGGAACAGCGAAAGGGGGUUUGAGCCGAAUUCGGGAUUACUACUCGCGAGGUCGUCACACUCCUCAACUUGAUUCAACUUGGGGUGGCAAGGAUGACAUUAAUGCCGCCACUGGUUGGGAAAGUAAUGGCGUGACGACCCUGAUUUUCCGUCGAUAUCUGCGCGCCCGGGACACCCCCGACCAUUCCUUAGACAAGGGAGAAAUGCUCGUAAUUUGGGCGCGGGGUCAAGAACCGGAUGAAAUUGUUCGAGAUCCAAAUGCAAGAUUGGAGAAGAAUGAACAUCGCGUGUCCAGAUUUUAUGUGCAGGAUGAACUCAAAUAUCACGGGCUGGCGGAUCAAAAGGGCGUCCUUACCCUCGACUUCUUGGCGCAUACUAACCAACAAUUUGGACCACAUAAUGCAAGACUUUAUCGGGGAUAGACCAAAAAAAUAACAAUUAACAAAAUUCAGGGAAUUUUUUUAGUAACAAUGAUUUGAUUACAAUUAUUUUAUUAGUUGAAUCAAUUGUAUCUAGUUGCUUUAAAUUAAUUUCUUAUUAUUAUUCUUACGAUUUAGUGGCGUCAUUGUGCAGCAUUUAUUGAAAUACGGCAUUAAUCUUACUGCAAACUUGUACAAGAUUUAGUAUCUUGAUUGUUACUGUAAUUAUACUAUUUUAGACUAUUCAAUUUUAAUUAUUACUUCAAUUGUUACUAUUUCCCCCGCAUCUUAAUUUAUUUUUAGUUGUUUUUUUCUCAAAGUACAAAGAGAGAUUUGUACCAUUGCAAUUAUUUUUACAGUUUUGUACAUAUUCUUGUAAAACUUGAACCUAGAUUAAUUAAUUUUAGCCCAAAUAAUUCGCAUAAAUUGUAACGAAUACACGAAUAAUAUUCAACUACAAUUUUCGCCAAGAGAAGAAUACUUAAUGUCUAAUACUCGGAUAUUUUGUUGCGAAAUCUUCUUUAAUGGAAUUCGCGAAUCUGACAUAUUUCUUUUCAGCACUGGAUUAUUCUUUACGUGGCGUGGCGUAAAAUCAGGUUUUCUUUCAUUACGUAUUUAGUUAGUACCCGAGAAUCAACAUUCUUCUCAUGUCUACAUAAAUUAAUACGAUAUUAGAUUAGUUUCAGUGGAAGAUUGCUGAACCGUCCAAGCCUUGAGAUACACGCAUGCAAAUACUAUUUCAAACCACUUAUUGUUACAAAUCUUAUUUUCAUGAGUCAAAUCCAAUUUUCUUUGUGGAUCUUGCUAAAUGAGGUAGUUACAAGUUACAACUACAGUGAUUAAUCGCGUCUCGUGCAAGAAAGAACCACUAUUUAGUAGCCAUUUACUUGAUUCACGCACUACAAACAAGCACAUCUUCAUAACUAACUAGUAAUUUCGACCAUUUGUGCAAACAAGACGGCAAAAAUGACGACACUCAUCGUCAUCUCGUUAUUAUUUAUUGUCACCUUCGCGAUAAGUUACUGUGACGGAGUACAAUUUUACAAACAUCCCAUCCCAAUUCCAACCUCAUCGUCGAAAAAUUAUCCAAAAGUUGGACAACGAAGUAUUCAAACCGCGUCAGACUGGGAGAACGAUCCUGCAGUGCAAUUUUUUGUUAAUAAUGCGAAAGAGGGAACUUAUCAUUUUGGAUUUGAUACAGGAGGAAGCCCCUCAAUUUAUCGGGAAGAAAUCAGAGAAAAAUCUGGACGCGUGAAAGGCCGUCAUGCAUACAUUGAUCCAGACGGAAUAUUAAGAGUCACGGAAUACACAGCGGACGCUCGAGGAUAUCGCUCGGCAGAGUCGCAGUACUUGUUAUUCGACACUUCAGAUCUACAACUUAUCGGUCCAAUUCCUAAACCCAGUCGUCAAAAGUUAUAACAGUCUGAAAUUCAGGAUUAGCAUUAAGGAAUCGUCGUAAAAAAUAGUAGCUUUCUGACUUUACAAGUUUAUUAAAUGAGUAAAUAAAUAACGAACCCGACCAUGUACAAUAAUCUCCUCGUCGUCGUUGUGGACGUGGACAUCUUCGACAUAGGUUGACUUUUAAUUAUUACGACUUUUAUACAUGCGAUACUACGUAAAUGUACAUCUUCUAUUCAUCAAACUCCUUCACAUAACGAAGUGGAAUGCCUCGUUCCCAAAAUUAAAACAACUCAUCUUCCUUGCUGAUCUUCAUCAAAUUUUACCUAUUUCAAUCCAUCUAAACUAAAACAAGACAAUAAUUUUCUGGACUGAUGAGCUCGUAAAACGGGACCUACCAAACCAAAUGUACAACUUUAUUACACCCAAAAAAACACUCACGCAUAGACGACCUUGCCCAAUUACGUAUAAAAAAGGUUAUUGAAUUACUAAUAAUAAGUACAGUAAUAGUUCAUCCAAAUAAAAGUGAACCUUCUGCUAAA